AUGUCGAGAAUAAUUAACACAUUUACCGGAAAGAGAUACGCAGUCUCACAUAUCUCCUACUACCUCGGUAACAAUGCCUCCACCCAUUCAGGCAGAGUGCAAAAUCGUCAGCUCGAGGUUGAGCGCAAAUUUUUAGUCACACCAGCUGCUAUUGUCUACCUACGCUCAAACGGCGGAGGUUCAGGAUUCAAGAGGUAUGAGAGCCUCGGAAAACAGACCACCCACGACACCUACUACGAUCGAAACAACGUACUCUUCUCCAAAGGAGUUUAUAUUCGUCGACGGAAUGGACAUUGGGAGGCGAAGAUCCGGUCUGGUGGCGAUUUCAUCAAUUCAGCUUUCACGGAGAUCGACGGCAAGAAUCCAGUAAAGGAGGUUGUCGAACAGAACUUGCCUGUCACUGCAGACGGACGUGGCAUCGAAGAAAUUUUAAAUCCUUGCGCCGAAUUUGUCACGGAACGAGAGUCCUGGAUGAUCGAUGGCAGUUUCAAGGUCGACGUCGACACAACAGACUUUGGAAAUACUGUUGGAGAGGUGGAAUUGACAAGAACCCUCCGAUAUGCCGAUGGCGAAGAAGGGGAGACAAACAUAAGGGAAAAGAUGGACCAAGAGAUCAGGGCCUUUAUGCAAUCUUGCCCACAAGCAUUCCCGGCUGGACGCCCGCUUGGAAAAUUGAGUGCCUACUUCAACCAGGCCCAAAAGUAA
Molecule: messenger RNA, 705 nt
Organism: Venustampulla echinocandica
Lineage: Eukaryota; Fungi; Ascomycota; Leotiomycetes; Helotiales; Pleuroascaceae
Exons: 1
Coding region: 1-705 (234 amino acids)
Biological process (GO): thiamine metabolic process; dephosphorylation; thiamine diphosphate metabolic process
Molecular function (GO): magnesium ion binding; thiamine triphosphate phosphatase activity
Source: RefSeq, a predicted model, not a curated record